AUGAAUCUGACCACUGACGAUGCGACUCAUUUAUGGGGAAAUUAUUCCUUAUUGGAACAAUACAACGCGACAGUGGGGACACCGUGGUUGUCAGAGUCGCCUGGUGAGGUGGACCUUACCCGUGCCAUCCCGCUCGGCUUCGUCCUGGGGGCUUUCAUCGUGUUCGCCAUUGUGGGCAACAUCCUCGUCAUUCUGGCGGUGAUGACCAAUAGGCACCUGCGGACCCCGACCAACUACUUCAUUAUAAACCUGGCCAUCGCUGACCUGCUGCUGGGCACCACAGUGCUGCCAGUGUCUGCCACCCUGGAGAUUCUUAACUACUGGGUGUUCGGCCGGAUCUUCUGUGACAUCUGGGCGGCAGUGGAUGUUUUGUGCUGCACGGCGUCCAUCAUGAGCCUGUGCGUAAUUUCUAUCGACCGUUACAUCGGGGUGAGCCAUCCGCUGCAGUACCCGAGCAUAGUGACCGAGAAGCGGGCACUGCUGGCCAUGCUUGGGGUGUGGGUGCUCUCGGUGGUCAUCUCCAUUGGACCCCUCCUCGGGUGGAAGCAGCCGCCGUCGCCGGACAACACUGUGUGCCUCAUCACCGAGGAACCGUUUUACGCACUAUUUUCCUCCCUCGGUUCCUUCUAUAUACCACUGGUGGUUAUCUUGUCCAUGUAUUUUAGGGUUUAUGUAGUCGCCAAACGGACCACCAAGAACUUGGAGGCCGGGGUGAUGAGGGAGAGGAUGAACACGAGUGAGCUCACGCUCAGGAUCCACAAGGGAUCUCAGGUGCAGGAUGACAGCAGCAGCACUGGGAAGGGCCGUGCAAAUCAGGCAAGGAGCUCCCUGACGGUGAAACUUCUGAAAUUCUCCCGGGAGAAGAAAGCAGCUAAAACGUUGGGAGUCGUGGUUGGCAUGUUUACGCUUUGUUGGCUGCCGUUCUUCCUUGCGUUACCCAUUGGGUCUUUCAAUCCAGACUUCCGCCCUCCUGAGACACUGUUCAAGGUGAUCUUCUGGCUGGGCUACUUCAACUCCUGUCUCAACCCCAUAAUCUACCCCUGCUACAGCCGAGAGUUCAAACUGGCAUUCAUACGCAUCCUCAGAUGCCAGUGCCACCAUAGGAGACGCCCAGGCUGGCAUGGCUACAACUACCGUACCUCCCACUUCAAUUCCGCCAGCCACUCACGAAAGAACUCGGCUGAGUCUGGUCACUCACAGAAGAACCCUGCCUGUCUCAACGGGAGCCAGCGCACCCUGUCCUCCUCAGCCAGCCCCAGUCCGAGCUACAUGCUGGCUUGCCCAGAGGGGGAGGCCCUCUACACCUGCUGGGCCUCCGCCGCCUCCAGGUCCCCCUCCUUGCUGCCUGGGAGUCCUGCUAGCUGCCAACUGGGAACACUGAGGGGGGGUGUGGGGAGUGGAGGGACGUCUUACAGGGAGUCUGGUCAGGGGGUGUUCUUGUUCCCCUGUGGGGGGCAGAACGGGGAGUGUGGAGGGGACAUACCUGAGGAUAAGGUGUGA
Messenger RNA from Oncorhynchus mykiss (rainbow trout), 1500 nucleotides. Its product is annotated as alpha-1B adrenoceptor. Gene Ontology annotation, molecular function: alpha1-adrenergic receptor activity. NCBI's taxonomy places the organism in Eukaryota, Metazoa, Chordata, Actinopteri, Salmoniformes, Salmonidae. Gene Ontology annotation, cellular component: plasma membrane. Gene Ontology annotation, biological process: cell-cell signaling; positive regulation of MAPK cascade; adenylate cyclase-activating adrenergic receptor signaling pathway. The record is from RefSeq and is marked provisional.